UUUUUUUUUCUUUUCUUUUUCGUUUUUUCCUCUCUUUCUUUUUUUUGAAUGUCGUAUGAGUUCUCCUUCAUCUAAUUAUAAUAUUAGUAUAAAUAAUAAUGAUCAGUCAAAUAUUUCCAAAAGCACUUCUUCAGUUUCAUCGUCUCUUGUUAAAUUAUCACCUCCAGGAAAACAACCGUGGCUUCUAGAAGAGAACAACCCUCAAGGAGAUAUUACAUCAAGUAACAAAAGCUGGAAGAAUCAGCGAUGGUCUACCCUAUCUGGGUCUCUCAUUAUCUAUCGUAAAAAAAAGAAAUUAACAGCCUCACAACUCUGGUUAAACAAACAGAAACGAACCACAUUUCCGCCAUCAUUAGACAUUCUUAAACAUGAAGUGAAAUUACAACCUCCACAAAGACAACGGCAAAGUAUGCAGGAUGCUCUGAGUUCAAUGUAUCGAGAAAGCCAGCAUGAAUCCCAACACAGCACUUCUUCCUCCUCGCUUUCAAACCGAAUAGGCAAGAUACUAAAAAGAAAAGGCAAACAGCCCUAUAAACGCAAAAAAGAUCCACAAUUGACAAUCGAAACUAGUUUUACAGAGCAAGAUCUAAAGUCAGCCGCCAUGCAUCUUUUUCAGCCGCCACCUACCAUUUCCAGCGAAUCUACGACACCUACGACAUCUCCUGUCAAGUUUCCAACACCUCCUACUCAGUUUUCAGCUUAUUUUAUAGACAUAGAAGGUAGAACAGGCAAAGUCAAGUACAAAAAUCCAACCAAAAGACCUCAUUGCUUGCGAAAUUAUUUUCUACCAGAUAAUACAACUGGUCCUACUCAAAAACUAACACUAGAAGAAUUGACAAAAUAUAACCAAAGGCUUUCUAUGGACACACUUCUGUUUCUAUUCGGAUUCUUGUUUUUUCCUUGCUGGUGGGCUGGACUCGGCAUGUUUCUAUAUCGAAACUAUCGGUAUGAUCGGAUUGAACUUGUUGAAGAAUAUGAAUUAUAUUCUAUACGUACCAUUGGCUAUCUUAAUACUGUCUUUAGUGUCUUCAGCUUAUUUUUAAUGGUUAUUAUCCUUGUUUUGGUUGCACUUAUGGUCAAAGCUUAUUGACCUCUUUCUCUUGUUUAAUCACAGAAUCAUAAUAUACCUUUUCUAAUAUUUUCUAUAUUAAAAACUACCACCAAUGCGCAUGUCUUAUAUUCUUCUCUAAAAAAAGAAAGGAUAUAAUUCAGGAACAUGCCUUGUCAAUAAAGAGACUCUUCAUUAGCUAUUUUCUAAU
Molecule: messenger RNA, 1259 nt
Organism: Gilbertella persicaria
Lineage: Eukaryota; Fungi; Mucoromycota; Mucoromycetes; Mucorales; Choanephoraceae
Exons: 2
Coding region: 56-1090 (344 amino acids)
Source: RefSeq, a predicted model, not a curated record